Molecule: messenger RNA, 819 nt
Organism: Symbiodinium necroappetens
Lineage: Eukaryota; Dinophyceae; Suessiales; Symbiodiniaceae
Source: the annotation of a GenBank genome assembly
AUGGGGAACAACAAUGCGGGGUGCACCUUUUGCACCGGCGCGGAAGGCAAUGCUGUAGAGGUGCAGGGCAAGUAUCCCAGCGACGGCAAGCUGGAGAAGCGCGGCCCGCACCAGUUUGAGAACGGGGCCACGUACACUGGCGAGUGGAUGGGCAACUCACGCCACGGCCAAGGGGAGCAGGUGUGGCCGGAUGGUGCCAAGUAUACCGGUAGCUGGGAAGCUGACAAAGCCCAUGGGAAGGGAAGGUUCGAACACGUGGAUGGAGAUGUCUAUGAAGGCGAGUGGAAGUCCGACAAAGCCCACGGCUAUGGCGUGUACCACCAUGCCGAUGGUUCCCGGUACGAGGGCAACUGGGCCGAUGACAAGCAACAUGGGAAUGGCCAGGAAAUCUGGCCAGAUGGUGCCAAAUAUGUCGGUGAGUAUGAGGCCGGCAGGAAGAGCGGCAAGGGGCACUUCUCGUGGUCGGAUGGCUCCAAGUACGAGGGAGAGUUCGUUGACAACGACAUCAACGGUGUCGGGGUGUACCAGUGGGGCGAUGGUAGAAAGUUCGAGGGGCAGUGGGUGAAGAACAGAAUGCACGGUCACGGGCACUUCACCUGGGUGGAUGGCCGGUCUUAUGAGGGAGAGUACAAGAACGAUCAAAAAGAUGGUGAGGGAACGUUUAACUGGCCUGAUGGACGGAAGUACAAGGGACAGUGGAAGGAGGGCAAGCAGCAUGGUGUUGGAAUUUAUGUUACGGCUUCCGGUGAAGAGCGCAAAGGUGAAUGGACAGACGGUCGGCGUGUUCGAUGGAUAGACACUGACGCGAACGCCCCCUAA